Molecule: messenger RNA, 2605 nt
Organism: Lingula anatina
Lineage: Eukaryota; Metazoa; Brachiopoda; Lingulata; Lingulida; Lingulidae
Source: RefSeq, a predicted model, not a curated record
UGGAAAGUCCUUAAGAAGAGAAAUUUUGAACCUUUUGGUGUUCUUCCAUUUCAAAAAUAAAGAUCUAAAUCAGUGUUUCGAUAAGCCCUCCUAUGCAGACUUAAUGGCUAGCUUAUUGAGCUUGUAUGUAGACCUCAACUUGGUGUUAAACAGGAAAGUGGAGGAGGAUUUUGAACUUGGUGAACACGUGGCAUUUGUUGUGCAUUUCUUGUUACGAAAUUCACCUGUACACUACCUAGAUGUUAUUCUGCAGUUGGAGGCAGUGGAAGAAAUGGAUAAAGAUGUGAUAUUACCCCUCUUCAGGAAGAUCCUGUCAAGUCCUCCUGCUAAGGAGACAUGUGCAUGGUACUCAAAGUACAUGGUGGCUGUUCGCUUUGCCAUGAGAAGUCUAGGAGAAGUCAAUAUACAAGAAAUACUGCGGGUUGCCCAAAGUAUACCAGCACCUCCUGACUUCAUGGAUUGGCUGAGGCAGAACCACGCAGUUGCUGUUGACAGUUUGCCAGAAACUAAAAAGUUUAAAGGAAUCCACAUAAGUCGAUUUCUGCUGAAUCCAGCUGAAGCAGAUGAGGAACUGCUGGAAAAGUUAUUGGAUAUAAUGACAGAACAGCAUGUCACAGAGAAAGAAAAUAAUAGCAGUGUAGAUGGUGAGAAUUCAACUUUGCACAAGGAUGAUCAAGGUGCAACUGCAGACCAGGAGCUCACCUUCUUUGUGGAUACUACAGCUGACAAGAAAACUGCUGCAGAAAUGCAGAGGGAGUUUCAAACUUUAAACGAAGAGACUGAAGGAUUGGAUAAAGAUGAGAGUGAUUUGGAAGUAAUGGAGGUAGAUAUUAACAGUGUAAUCCUAAACAUGGAUUCUGAGUCUGAAGAGGAUGUGGUGUUGUUAUCCCGAAAUGGUAGUGAAUUUGGAGAAGAAGAAGAUGUGGAGUCAUUAACCACAAAAGAAACUGUGAAAGAUGUUAUUGACGCUGGCUUGGAAACUGUACCUGACUCUAGCUCGGACAUUGAACAUACUGCUACUAGACAUGUUGCUUCACUCCCAGAUUUAUCACAGCAUUUGAAAAAGAUUGAACAUUUACAAGAAAGAGAAGAAUCGCCAGAAAUUGAGAUUCAAGCAGAGAUUAAAAGAAAUCCAGAAAAAGCAUUGGAGUUAUCUCCUAGUCCUAUAAAAAGACGGUUAAGACCACAUAGUGCCAUGAAAGGAACAAGAAAGUCUGAACGUCCCAAAAGAGAAAUGACUAAAGCAUUGGUCAGUAUGUCUGGUGUGGAAGGUGCUUCUGGCUUACAGGUGUAUGAUUUUACAUCAGAUGUGGAGUUGUCACCAGCAAAGCUGAGAAAAACUGAUACCAGUUCUAUAACCAGAUCAUUGCCAGAUAGUAAAAAUGAAGUAUCUAAACUUGACAGAGAGUCCAUUUCAAAAAGUGUAACUGCAGUUAGAACUCUAAGAUCAAGAACUAUAUCUGAAUGCUCUGCUGCCAGUUCCAAGGCUGAUAAUAUGGAUAUCACUAUAUUGGAUUAUAGAAAGGAUUUGCCAAAGCGGCAUUCCAAAAGAACGAGAACCCCAGUGAAGCUGAAAGAAAAACCAAAUGAUGAGGUCUCAAAAAUGAAAGGUUCCAACGACGUUAUUCCUGUAAUGGAACAAGUGGAUAAAUCCGAUACUGGACAGCCAAGGGAGGAAACAUCGGAGGGCCACAGAAGGAAAUCCGGCAUUCCACCCGCUUCUCGUAGAAACAGUGCCAAAUAUGCCCUGCGAUCCUCCCGGGUUGAUGGCACUGAGUAAAGGAAACUGUGUUGAGAUUUCUUCUGGCAUGGGUGAAAGUUUUCAGGAUAAUGCCCGAUUUCAGGGUUUUCAAUCUUCACUUUGAUACAUGUUUUUCAUAUGGUCUUUAUGCAGUGAAAAAUUGCAAGCUACGUUUUCAGGAUUUUCAGUUUACAACUUUCACCCAUGUAAUUACACCAUGUCAACGCACCACAUCCAAACAUACGAGAUCAGUGCAUGGUAUUCAAUAUAGAAUACCCCCCUCUUGUUUUUUGUAUAGAACACGUUGUUGUAAUUUAUAUUUAAAACAUUACUUGAUCGAAAGCUAAUACAUUUACAUCUUUGUAAAUAUAUUUGCUUUAUGUUUAUUAGGUGUGGUACAACAGUCAUAUAUAUCACCAGGUGUUUCUUGCCUUCAAAUUAUUUUACAGAGAAGUAUUUAUAUCCUCUUUGAGUUAGACUCACGGUAGGGUAAUAAAUUGUUAACAUAUUGCCGGCUAGUUCAUCUUUCCAACCAUAUGAACAUUAUGCCAAAUAGGCGAAGAUGAGUCUUCAUCAAAGGCAUGGAUAUGAGGUGACGUAACCAUGUUUUUAAAACAAAUUUUGACCAGUAGCAUACAAGAUGAGAGAGAGAGAUUAUAGCCAAUAAAUUUAUUUAUCAUUAAUUCUGACGACCGUACGUAUAUGCCAUUAAAUGAAUUCUGGUUUACGCGUACGAGGGCAGUCGUUCAAGGAAUAGUACUUCGAACUACCAAAGUCUUGAGAAUGGUUAAAAAUUUGAAACUUGUUUUCUCACUGCAAACUUGGAUUUUUCAUGUCUUUUGCACUUAAUAAACCAACGAUCCC